AUUGCGUCAGCGCAGAUACACCCGGGCCCUGUAGUCGGUUUGUCGGGCCUGGAAAGCAGAAACAGCAGCAGCAGCAACAGCAGCAGCAGCAGCAGCAGCAGCAGUAGCAGCAAGUUGCUUUCUGCUUGCGCCGACGGCACCAUAAGGCUCCUUGAUGCUUCAAAUCUUCAAGUCCUUUCUGGAGGCCGUUUAACAAAAAGGCUCGGAGGGAUUUCUUUGACGACUUGUUUUUAUGAUAGAGAUAAAGAAAUGGCAUAUUUAGGUACAACUGCUGGGGUGUUGCUGGUUUACAACGUAGCUGUACGUACACCCCAAUUCGUCGCCGAAGCGGCUCUGACCCCCAGUGAGCCAAUUGCAGCUUUUGCUGCUGACCCCGACGUUGGGACGUUCGUGGGUCACGGUCCGCAGGUUUCUUUGCUGCAGCUGGCAGCAAACUGCUGCCGCCGCAAAUCAAUUUUUAAAUUGAGAGAAAAUGGAGAAAAAGUUUUUUCUUUUGAUUUUGCAAAAAGACAAAAACGACUUGUUGUUGGCUACCAAUCUUUUGUGGCGCUCUGGUCUAUAGACACCGGCGAGUGUCUUCUCGCCUGGGCUGCACACAAUGGAGGAAUAUACCAGCUGCUCACGCACGAAAACGGAAAGUUCCUCAUAAGCGGCGGAGACAGCGGGACCAUCAAAAUGUGGCAGAUGCCCCCUGACUCGGAGCUGACGCCUUGGUGUGUACAUACACCUCAGCAGCACUUUGGAGAUGAGGAGGAAGAAGAAAAUUAUCAAAGAGGAUUUGCUGCUGCCAAUGAGGUUUCGCUGCGGCAGCAGCAGCAGCAGCGGGAGCAGCGGGGAUCUGCUGCAGCACACGGCGACUGGGGAGCUGCUACGCGCAGCAGAAAUGUAAACCCAGUUUUGCUUAAGCGCUACAGCAGCAGUUCAGAAGAAGAAGAUUACGCAGAGCAGCAGCGGGAGCAUCAGCAGCAACAGCAGCAGCAGCAGCAGCAGCAGCCGCAGCAGCAGCUGGAUGAGCCCCCCCUUCUGGUGGAGCAAGAGGAGGACAGCAGCGACGAGGAACUCGAUGACAUUCGCAGCGCCUUGGCCUAA
Messenger RNA from Eimeria tenella, 1089 nucleotides. RefSeq lists its product as uncharacterized. The transcript has 7 exons. The record is from RefSeq and is a predicted model, not a curated record. NCBI's taxonomy places the organism in Eukaryota, Apicomplexa, Conoidasida, Eucoccidiorida, Eimeriidae. Gene Ontology annotation, molecular function: protein binding. The annotation marks the transcript as partial.